CGUGGAUUGAGAGGGGAUGCCGAACAAGGCUCGGGACGUGCCGGUGAACUCCUCUCCCGCGGUGGCGGCAAACGCGGAGGGAGAAGAGAUCGAGGUGUUGGAAAGUACCGACGUCCUUCCCGUUGCCCCCGAAGACCAAUGGAAGUCUCUGUUUGACAAGUACGACCCAGAGAGCUCAGGCUUCAUCAGUACGGAGCGCUUCAAGGACCUGCUGGACGCCCACGGCUCGGAGCUCGACCCCCACAAGCUGGAGGUCCUAUUGGCCCUCGCCGACGGCAACGCCGACGGGAAGAUCUGCUACCAGGACUUUGUCAACCUGGUAGGUCACACGGGUCAUUUCCGUUUGCCCUCUGCCCUGUGUGACCCUCCUGCAGGCUCCCUGGCGGUGUCUGUCACGGACAUGACCGCUUCCGGUGGUGGGUCAUCUGGAGGGGUCUACGCCCUGGUCUCGGCACACCUGGCCAACGUCGUCAUGAACUGGUCGGGGAUGAAGUGCCAGUUUAAGCUGUUCAGGAUGGCCAUGGCUCUGGUGUGCAUGAGUGUCGAGUUCGGCCGGGCCGUGUGGCUCCGGUUCUACCCCCAGGCUUUCCCGCCCUGCCCCAACCCCAGCUUUGUGGCCCACCUGGGGGGGGUGGCGGUGGGCCUGACCCUGGGCGUGGUGGUCCUCCAGAACUACGAGCAGCGCCUGCAGGAGCAGUCUCUCUUCUGGAUCUUCUUCUGCGUGUACACCCUGUUCGUCCUCUGCGCCGUGUUCUGGAACGUCUUUGCCUACGGCCUGCUGGAUGUCCGGCUGCCCCCGGCUCCGUGAGCUCCGGACUGGCUUCCGGAAGCCUCUUAGCCCCACCCCAUUCCACCCCACCCCACACCCCCCACCCAUCCACCCACACACACUCUCCCAUCAUUCCAGAGCAAGGGUAGCAAGAUG
This is a messenger RNA of Osmerus eperlanus (European smelt), 925 nucleotides long. RefSeq names its product rhomboid, veinlet-like 3 (Drosophila) (gene rhbdl3). The transcript is spliced from 6 exons. Lineage: Eukaryota; Metazoa; Chordata; Actinopteri; Osmeriformes; Osmeridae. The record is from RefSeq and is a predicted model, not a curated record. Gene Ontology annotation, cellular component: membrane. Gene Ontology annotation, molecular function: calcium ion binding; serine-type endopeptidase activity. Bases 17 to 808 code for a protein of 263 amino acids.